CGACUUUUAGUUACAUUGAGAAGUAAAUUUUUCUUCAAUCAAAAAGAUUCGAUUUUCUAAGCCAUUGUGCUGGUAUUUUCUUACAUUAGAAAAGGAUGAAUUGAUCAGUGAUUUUCUCUAAUUCUAAGUUACAGACAUUCUACAUCUAAUCCAAGUACAAUUUGCUUGAGAAAUGUCACUUUCAAUCGGCCCUUCUUACAACGGUAGCUCAUUACAAUGUCCUGAUAUAUUUUGUAACUAUAUUGAUGAAAUUGGACCUCCGCCUGAUUGGUUACCACCACCGCCGCCUUUACCACCUUUUCUGUUUCAAUUCUUAGCAGAAAAUGAUUCUCUACCUGGUAAUAUUGAAACCGAAGGUUGUAACUUUUGUAAUACAUUUGGUAACCUGAAAGAUUCUGAGCCCAUUCAUUUGUCUCAACCCGAAAAUGGUGCUAAUAAUUCAUGGUUUUCAUUAUUAUUCGGCUCGGUUCUUGGUUCAACUAUCCUUUGUAUCAUUUUACUCUUCAUUCUAAUCAAAUGGAGAAGAUGGAAGUUUCUACCAUCAACAGUUUUUGGACUGGAUUCUUGUUCAAUUUUCACUGAGAGUAUAAUGAAAAAUCAGAAAGAUGUCACAUCUUCAUCACCAGAAAACUGUCUAUCCCCCGUUGUUAAUGAGAAAUCUCCUCAAAGUAUCAUCACCAGUUGUUCAACUAAAACAUCAAUUCCUAAUAAAUACUGGAGAUGUAGAGAUGAAUCAACUGGUCUUCACCAUGAAAUGGUUGAUCCAAGAAGAACCGAUAUCGUUGAAUACACCAAUCUACCUUAUGGAAGCAGUUGUACCUCAAGUCCUGUUUACGAUGAACUCGAUUCUGCCAGAGUAAAUCUUAAUUGCUCUCAAAUACCGGGCACACUACUUAUCAGAGAUCCCUCCUCACCUUACACAGCUCAUAUCUAUUCAGAAGUUGCCGAUGCCAUGAGAAUCGCUGCUCACCUUGGUUCACCUGCGACAUUAUUACCAUCUGAAUCAGUUAACACUAAUUAUGAUUAUGUUGCUUAUCUAACAACCAAUGACAAUUACAACGACCAAUCAAGAUCAUAUACACGACGACAACGAUCUGGCCUUACAAAUAUCGCAAGUGCAGUUCCCUUAUUGCCAACUGAACAUGGAUCACAAAUUAUUCACAAUUCUCAACUCAAUUACAUGACAAACAAUCAAUCAACUCGAAUUGAUUUGCACUCACAAAAUCAGCAAUCAAAAAUGAUUCCUCAUUACAUUGGGUUAAAUGAACACAAUUCUGCCAAUAUUCAUCAUCUACUUGCAAAUUCUACUUCCUCACUAUCAAAUUAUCAAGUUCCAUAUUCAUCUGAUAACAAGGAGAAUCCAAAACGACCUUUACCAGCGGUUCCAGGAAUUCGUCUUUAAGUACAAUUAACUCACAAUUAACUUUGGUAACUCUGAAUUUAUCUACUUUUUCAUCCCUCACAAAGCACGAAAUUCACGCACAAUAAUUGGCAACUUAACCAUACAAGUUAAUAAUCAUUGCUUAAAUAAUUUGAUGAUUGAUUUAAUAUUAACUUUAAUUUUUAAUAUUCUAAUGGAAUCAAAAUCUAAUUUAUAUUAUUACUUUGUUUCCAUUACUAGUUAAUCAAUUUAACUCUUAAUUUUUACAAAUUGACUAUGUAUGUAUUCUCAUAUAUUCAAAUAAACAUUUAAUUUCUUACCUAA
Messenger RNA from Panonychus citri (citrus red mite), 1705 nucleotides. RefSeq lists its product as uncharacterized. NCBI's taxonomy places the organism in Eukaryota, Metazoa, Arthropoda, Arachnida, Trombidiformes, Tetranychidae. The record is from RefSeq and is a predicted model, not a curated record. The coding region runs from base 173 to 1402 and encodes 409 amino acids. The transcript has 5 exons.